GGAAGCCAUGAAGCACAUACCUGAAUGUGAAGGUUUAGUCUGAACACCACCAAAAUAUAUCGUAAACAGUCAGACUAUCUCUCCUACACCUUACAGUACCGUGGGUGAUGAGAAAUGACGGUGUCACGAUUUAUUUUAAUUGCGAAAGAGUGUCGAGUACGGUGUAAUUUAUUAUACCGUACAAGUUUGUGUGAAGCAGCAGUAAAACAGUGGAGAACACCCUGUAGGAGCCAGCACCGUCAACCUCCUCCAAGUUAUCAUCGGUCUCCAACUUCAAGAAAUAACUCUCGCUUAAUAUUAGAACAUGAAUAUGCUGUUCCAAAAGAUACUAUACUGUUUAGAUAUGAAAAUUCAAGGUUCUUCAAGUUGAUGAACAUGUUUGCAAUAUCUCAGUUUUUCUUCUGGUUGUACCUGAGCCACUUUGCGUUUACUACAAUGAGAAAUGUUCCUGUACGCACAGAAGAAGGUGAUAAAACGUUACCGUGGUGGAGAAGAAUAAAUUUUGGGGAGUAUAAAAAUGGCAUCGCAAUUGGAAGCUUCUUCAUAGGCUGGGGCACUAUGGCUAUAUGUUGGAUGUACACCCUGCGCUCUGUAAAAUAUCUUAUUCUCAAGAAAGGGGGAAAGGAUCUGGUUUUCCUAACCUUUGCACCUUUUGGUCACCACAGAUCCAUGACUGUGCCACUGGAGAAGGUCUCAGCAAAGCAAAGUCGAUUUUCGGCAAAGGUGACUCUUCCACUCAAAGUUCAGGGAAGUUACUUCCAUUAUAUCUUGGACAUGAGUGGGGAGUUCACAAAUGCUAAGCUCUUUGACUAUUCAGCAGGUCUCCAGAGGAAUUGGUCUAAAAAAUAAUUAUUUUUUUUUAUGUUCAUUAAUUGCCAGUAGGCUAAUGUACAGUUGGCCAAGCUUCGACCUUUAACAGUGUGGGUGUGUGAGGGUAAAGUUGGCUCCACUCCUGACUUUACCACCUAGCAUUGCCAAUCCUCUCUCUCUCCCUCAGGUGUGAACCCCCGAACCCUGAAGUGUGAAACCUGUAUUCACUAGUGAGCGGGAGGGAGAGUGGGGGAUGUGUCGGGGUUGGUGUCUUUGUGGGAUGUGAUGGGGUACUAGGUGGUGAAGAGGGCAAGUGUAUAUCAGUUGGGAGAAAUCACAGUGCAGAGUAACGCUUUGAUAUAGUCAGGGGUUUCAUCAGUUGAGAAUAAUAGUCUAGUGCUAAUCAUAUGAAAAUGCUAUACUGUAGUACUGUACAGUAGUUACAAUAGGAUGAGAGGGGGAUGAAUUCAUGUCCUAAGUAAGGUGUUCCUUUGUAGAAGGGGGCAUUUAUUAGCAAAUGGAUUACCGGGUAUGGAUAUAUUUGAAUCUAUACGAGAUGGAACUUCCCGUGCUGAAUAAAAUCAUCUGGUGGUAGCCAGAAUAAGGUAUAUAAAAAGACAUAGUACUGAAGGGAUUAAUAAUCAUUAAAAACAAUCAGGAAAUGGACAGCACAUAUUUAUUGUAAUAUAAACUUGAUUUGAACAAAAGUAGUUCACUUGGCAGCUGUCCGGUAUAGAAUCAGCAAACCAUAUGGUUUAAUUGUACUAAACAGUUAGGUUAAAUGGAUAACAAAUAUUGACAGUGUCAUUAUUAUUAUUAUUUUUAUCAAAUGGGCAAUUGAUGAUGCCAAAUGAUAUAGCCGUUGCUUAAAGGUCUUAAAAGUAAUAGAAUUUCUAUGUUGUGCAUGAGAGGGAACCCUCAACUCCACCUGCCCUGCCUCCACCACCCAACUCCUACUCUGGGUUGCAGACAAUUUACAGGGUAGAAUAAUGUUUCCUCUCAUUUUCAUGAGGCAGUUAUGAUAAAAAUACAAAUACAGGGCACUAGUGAUACCCAGUAUUUCAAGCAACGAUCACAAUGUUGUAAAGUAAAAUCAUAUUUGUUUGAUAAUCCAUUAUCUGGUAACCAUAUCGCAAAGGCUGACUCCUGUCAACGUGAACCGAGCACAGAAUAUAGAGAGAGCAGGCAAGUAGUAUAAGGUGCAAUUAAAAUACCCUUGUACUCAGAAUGUAUGGAAAAGGACAUUUAUUCUAAAUAACAAUACUGUGAACAAGUAGCCGAAACGAGUGACUCCCACACCAGCAACUUUUUCUAUGGCUGCCGUGACUGUAAAGAAAUAACUUAAUUAAUUUUUUGUCCUUAUUUGGGUAUGUAAUUUUGAUUUACCCUCUCACACACGAAGGGGUUCCCUUGAGCUGAAUGAAAUAGCCCGAUGUUGUAAUAAAGGGUUAAAAUUAAUUAUAUUUCACACAACAUUUCACCUUAUUCAACAAUCUACAAUGAACAUAUUAAUUACAGACCUUAAACUUAAGUUAUAAAUCAUUAAGUGGAAAUAUAAAGAAAAUUUGUAUUGGAUAUUUAUUGUUUCACACAUCUAUAGUUCAGUAACAAACAAUUUUAAAUCAUCUUAUUUCCUUACUGAGAACAGUAGUUCAGAACCGCUUCCAACCACCCUCCUUCUCAAUGACCACCUGUAGCCGGUCUGGCAUAGAAGCUCCAUGGUUCCUCACCAGUUGUGGCUUGGCCCGCAACAACUCCCACUGUGCUCUGUUGUGAUCCAUUAAUACUGCUGGAGUCCUCUCCCUCUCUGGCUCCCAAGUGUUUACAAUUGGACCCAGCUAGGAGACACGGGGCUGCGUAUGUAACUCAACAAUCCAUAUACAUGUGGACUUCCAUAUACAAAAACUUCUUACUCAACAAUCCAUAUAAACGUGGACUUCCAUAUACAAAAAUUACCUAUUUAGUCGGGAGUCAAACCCUGGAUCUCUGCUACUUCGACCACAUAGUUGGCAUGGGUAAUCCCCGAUGGAGGUUCACGUUGCUUAACAUUAAGACGAAUAAACAGGCUUUGUGUGAAAUAAAGCAAAGCCUCGGAUUGCCUUUAUUCUUCUCGUGGCUUGGUGGUAGUGAUCCCUGUUCACACGCAGAGGUCCAGGGUUCGAUUCCCAACUACUGUAUUGAGGUAUUGUUUGUACAGUAUAUGGAAGUCCUGCCAGCAAUGGAUCAACUUGAGCACAUUGGGCUGCGAAAUCCCCAGCCGUUGAGCGAUGGCCCAUUUACUAAUGCCCUCUUUGUGGAGAGCGAUGAUGCGACUGCGUUGACCGUUGACCUAGAAGGUUGUCUUGAUGGUUCAUAACGAUGGGUGUUGAAGGUCAAGAGUGACCAUGUAAUUCUUUGGGGCCACCAUAUCACCUCGGAUUAGCGGUGAUGGGCUGUCUCUAUAAUCUGUGAUUGGCUCACGCUGACCAGAGUUGCUUCUGCCCCACAGCAAACCAGAUACUGUCAUUGAAAAUCAAACAAAUAUGAUAUUACUUCAUAAUAGGAGGACACAACAUAAUUCUACUCUGUAAAUUGUCUGUGGUGGUUCAACUACCAGAGUAGGAAUUGGGUGCUGGAGGCAAGAAGGGUAAGGGGGUGAAUGGGUAGUCGAGGAUUCCUCCUGCUUCUUUGUCCAGGGUUGUCGUCGUGUCCAGUGCAUAAUAUAGAACUUUAUUAUUUAACAUUUUUAAACAACAGCUUUGCAUCACAAACUGCACAUUUGAUAAUAACAAUAAUAAUACUGUAUUAUUAUAAUUACAGUAUUAUAAUUUUUUUCUCCAAUUAACCAAACUGUAUGGCACAAAUUAUGUGGUUUGCUGAUUGUAUACCGGACUGUUGCCAACUGAACUAUUUUUUGUGCACUACAGUUUGUAUUGCUGUAAAUAAGUGUUGCCUACUUCUUGAUUGUUUUUAUUGCUAAUUAAUCCCUUUACUAUGCCUUCUGUUUAUUCAGCUGUGGAAGUUUCAUCUCAUUGUCAAUGGGUUAAACAAAACAUGAAUUUAUCCCCCUUUCAUCCUAUUGUAAAUUAAGUACUUUCGUCUGACUAGCAUUAGACGGUUACACUCAAUUGAGGAAACCCCGUCGGUAUUGUCAAAAUGUAAUUCUGCAAUGUAAGCUUUCCCAAUUAAUAUACUGUACACUUUCCGUCCUUACCCCUAGUACCCUGUCAUCCCCACCCUCCGUAGAAAGACACCUACCCCGACACACCCCACCCUUCUCCCUCCCGCUGAAUAGCGAAUAAUUCGAAUUCACACUUCAGAAUUCGGGGUUCAUACCUCAGGGAGAGAGGAUUGGCAGCCCUAAGUGGUAAAGUCAGGAGUGGAGCCAAACUGCACAAUACAGUAUGAGUGUGGGAGUGUUUAAGUUAGAAUGAAUGAGUUGUGUUGCCUUAUCACUGUUUAUGGCUGUUGUGUGUGUAUUGUUUGAGAAAUUCUUAGUGAGACCUUUUUGUAAUAACUGUAUCAUAAUAAGUGAUAAAUGUUGCAGUUAUCAGUUCAUUCAUUACAAACGAACGAAUUAUUAAGGAAUGGAAAAUGUUCCGCACCUGACCGCAGCUUGUCUGAAACUACGUCUCAUCUAUGCCAGACAGUCGGUGGGCGAUGGUUGAGGAGGGAAGAUGGACACAGUACUAGAUAUAUAUUACAACCCAACGUAAUUCUUUCCAUUUUGCCAUCUGCAGUAAUGUCCAUUUCAGUAUGUGCAAGUGUCUGUGUUUUUAUUUUUAUGCUCUGUCUGCAAAUUAUCAACAAUUAUAAAUGUUAUAGGAGUUUAUAUUAUAUAAGGUACUUCAUUGGCAAAAUAAAAUAACAUGUUACUAGACUUAUACAAUGAUGUAGCCUUUUAUAAGAUAUUGGUAAAACAUGAUGGCAUAUGGAUGAUUAUAUUCGUAAUUCUGAUAAUACAGGGCGAGUCAAAAGUCUCCAUACAUAGGCAAAAUGAUCACUUUAUUAUACAAUCACUUGUAAGUCACAAAAUAUGCUCUAUGUGGCCACCAUUACAUUUCAGCAACAUGGGGCGCCACCCCAUUACAGUAUCCGCGUAUGCCACUGGCUGGAUCAGCAAUUUCCGGCUCACUGGAUUGGCCGCCGUGGGCCCGUGGAGUGGCUUCCUAGGUCCCCAGACCUUACCCCCCCCCCCCAUUGAUUUUUACUUGUGGGGGCACUUGAAGGCCAUGGUGUACCAGGUGAAGAUACAAAACAUGAGCCACAUAAAGGAACGCAUUCAUGAUGCAUGUGCGUGCAUAACACCAGACUUGUUAACACACUUUCGCCAUGAGUGGGAGGAACGCAUCAGUAUUUGCAUUCAGUGUAAUGGUGGCCACAUAGAUCAUAUUUUGUGACUUACAAGUGAUUGCAUAAUAAAUAAGAUCAUUUUGCCUAUGUAUGGAGACUUUUGACUCACCCUGUAGAAUGGCUUUGAGAUACCAAACAUCCUAUACUGUACUGUACUUAUAUAUCUAUAUACAGUAUGUUCAGUGCUAAUACAGUACCCUUAAAACCAUUCUAAAUGAGGUACAUGUAGUAAAAUAACCAGAAUCUAGAGUGCUGCUACACGUAUUGCUGCCAUUUAAUGAUUCACUUGUUUGGAAUAAUUUAAAUUGGUGACUGCAACUGUCAUCAUUUAUUACUAUAUGGUUAUUGCAUUGAGGUUUUAUGAAUUCUUUCUCAAACAUUACUACACACAACAGCCAUAAUUAUUAUAGUACUUUUAUCAUUGAUAAAACAAACGGCUCAUUCUCUCUGACUCAAAGAAUCAGAAAUCCAUACGUUCUCUCUCUUUCUCUCUCACACACACACACCUGUGCUGUUACCACAUUUCUCAUAUCCCACUUGGCCAACUGUACAUACAAUAAAUAUAGAUACAAACUUGUUUGUUAUAAUUUUUAUUUGAAACAAUGGAUAACGUUGCGGAACAUAGUCUUGAUAUAUGUGUGUGUGUGGAAUAUAAUAUACAGUACAGGAAUGUAUGAGUUUUUCUUUAACCACUGUUGAAAAUCUAACACUUUCUCUUGUAUGUGUACAGUAUACCAUUCUUUAGGUGUCCUUUUACAAUAAACUAUAAAUGAA
Homarus americanus (American lobster) is the source of this 5916-nucleotide messenger RNA. Its product is annotated as transmembrane protein 223-like. NCBI's taxonomy places the organism in Eukaryota, Metazoa, Arthropoda, Malacostraca, Decapoda, Nephropidae. The transcript is spliced from 3 exons. Bases 115 to 849 code for a protein of 244 amino acids. The record is from RefSeq and is a predicted model, not a curated record. Gene Ontology annotation, cellular component: mitochondrion. Gene Ontology annotation, biological process: nervous system development.